Molecule: messenger RNA, 2111 nt
Organism: Lingula anatina
Lineage: Eukaryota; Metazoa; Brachiopoda; Lingulata; Lingulida; Lingulidae
Source: RefSeq, a predicted model, not a curated record
AUGGUUUGGAUUUCACAGCUACAUGGUCUGCCACAGCACACAGUGGAGGAGUGGAUCCGCCAGGUAUUACUGAGACGAACCAGUGUGGUUCAGCAGUUUGAGGAACAGUCACCCUGUGGCACCCCGCCCACACCUCUCGCAUCUGUCCCAACGGUGCUGUUGCCAAAUGACAUGUUAUCUUCCACAGGGAGUCAUGGAAAGACAACAGUCACUAACAAGAAAAAAAAUGUGGUGAUAAAAUGGAAAAUUGAUGACACAGAGACAGCCACUAGUGAACUAGCGCCUGAUCCUCUUGGAGCUGAUGGAGGCAGCAUAGACUGUGAAUCCGUAUCAAUCAAAUCUAAUGGACAAAGCAAAGGGAAAGCUAGCAAUAUGAUAAACAGCGACCAAGGUGCAAGAUUGAAACAAGUCAAUUCAUCCAGGGAUGCUGCAGUAAUGAAUGUCGGGGAAAACAAUGCAUUUAAGUCAGCGCCAGCUAGUGGCAGGUUGCAACCCGGUGAAAGAUAUCAUCCUGAAAGCCAGUGCAGCGAGACUGGAUUAAACGGCGUGUCAAUAACAUUACAGCAUGACCAAUUAGACCUGGGACAUCAGGCAAAACAUGCUGGCAUGGGCAACAAAGCUGUCAAAUGUGUUGAGAAGGAGUCGGAUCCUGAAUGUUUUACUGAGGAGGACUGUCAACAAGAAAUGAAUCGCAUAGCCUCUGGAUUUGUUGCGGCGGUUCUUGCUGGGGCUGUUGCAGAGUACAUAGCACAGGAGUUUGAAGACAACCACAAGGCCAACCACAUGGUAGUGGCAGCACAGCCCGUCCAGGUGAAGCUAGAUAUGAUGCAGUGUCCUCAUUGUUCUGUGCCUGUUGAGGCAGCCAAAUAUACAGCUGCAGCAGCAAUGGCCGCCCACAGCGGGGAUCCCCAAGCUGCAGCAAGGGCUGUCAUGGAAGCUGCUCGCUCUAUGCAACAUGUGGUAGACACGGAGCCACCGGACCAACAUGCGCAACAUCAUAGGAGAGGUGUGUGCUCCAGAUGUACAUGUUCUGUCUCCUAGCAGCUGGUUUCCAUGGCUGCACAACAUGGCUCUGUCUCCUAGCGGCUGGUUUCCAUGGUGACACUAUGUCUAGGAGCACCCUAGACAUUUGUUUAAUGGACACCUUCAACAAACUGCUCUCUGUCAGCAUUUUACUGCUGUCAACAAGAGACUGCCCUUUUCAGAUGGAUAAAACAGUUUUAUGGCUUUUAAGCCCAACCAUCAAGACUGAUGUCAUGGUAACAAAUCAUAAAAUGCAUUCACACAGUGUCCCUGUAGGAUUUGUUACUGUACUGGCACUUGUUAUGGUUAUGGCAGACAAAGGACAAACAUAAUGACAAGGCUCUGUUCACAGACAGUGGAGUGGCUCACUGAGAUUGAAGAAAUUACAAUUUAUGUAGAUGAUCAAGCUGACAUGCUAUGUGUGCACAUACAUUUCACAUGUAAUCGGGAAGAAACCCAUUGUACUACUGCCGGCUGAAAUGAACAUUGGUUCAUUUUUUUUUUUUUUUUUUUUUUUUUUUUUUUGAAGAAUACAAUGUCCCGAUUAUGUCAAAGAUCAUCUUAACAUACUGAUAUAUGUUGGUUACAUUACAUUUCUUAAAGAAAAUUGGAGAGCAUACGAAGUUCAGUACAUCUCCUAUAUACAUACUGCAGAACACCACAUCAUUUUAAUUUCAGUGUUUACACUUAGUUAUACAGUAUUCAAGGGAUAUAAACAUUGUAAACCUUCUGCUGAAUACAGCCAGGUUUCAUUAAAUAUUAAUAGUAUUGAGUUAUCAAGCUGAAUUAUUAAUCUGUUAAUAUCCAUAUGUGGAUCCAGGGGGUGUGGUGCCUCCUCCCAAUAGGAGGUGAUGCCUCCUCCCACCAGAGGGUGGUGCCUCCUCCAAAUAGGGUGUGGUGCAUCCUCCCACUAAAGGGUGGUGCAUCCUCCCGACCCAAAACAAUUCAGUAGAUUCAGCCCACUUACUUCCAUUCUUUUUCAUUUCCCAAAAGGGGCAAGAAUACAAGAAAGGCCAACAGAGAAGGCUUUCAGUUGAAUCAAUAUGCUGUCAAACACACUAUUUUCUUUUCAUUUUACUGUGGUCGGU